AUGAACCUGUACGAUCCUCACGACGACGCGCUCGACCACGUCCAGCCGAAUAAGCCGCACGCGGACGCGCUUCGCAAGCUGCGCGCCGGUCUCGCGAACGAUCCCCACGGGAUGAUGCGGUGGUGGGAGGGUGACUACCCGUGCAAGAUGCCGUGGCGGGGUAUACGGUGCGAGGGGGGCAACGGCGUGACGCACAUUAUCAUGAGCAACAGGGGGCUCAGCGGGCACAUCGACCCGGCGAUAGGGCUCAUAGAGACCCUCCAGGUGCUCGACCUGGGGAAUAACUUCAUCUUUCACGAAAUCCCCGGCGAGGCCAUAGCAAACCUCACCAGGCUGGAGACCUUGAACCUGCACAACAACAAGAUAAGGGGGAAAAUACCUCCAGAGCUGGGUAACUCCACGUCGCUGGUGCACAUCGGGUUAUCGAGGAACCUGUUGGCAGGGCCGAUACCAAAGGAGUUGGGAAAGAUACAGACGCUGGUGUCGCUGGACCUCGCGAUGAACUUCCUUAACGGGACCAUCCCUGCCGAGCUUGGCGACCUCAUCUACCUGGCUGAGCUGAACCUUGGAAAGAACCGUCUGCGUGGCGCCAUUCCGCCGGAACUGAUCCCUGAGGACAGGGUGAGCAAGCUGGUGACGCUGCGGAUGAGCAGUAACAUGUUGGAGGGGACGGUGCCGACGUGGUGGGGGUCACAGCUCAAGUACCUGCAGAUCCUCGACCUGAGCAGGAACUGGCUCAUCGGCGACGUGCCGCCGGCACUGGCGGAUAUUCCGAACUUGAGGGAGCUGUGGCUGAACCACAACAAGUUUAUGCGCGGGGAGACGCCGGCGGUGUUGACCAAUAAAGGGCUGCAGGUGCUGGUGCGGUGA
Micromonas commoda is the source of this 870-nucleotide messenger RNA. RefSeq lists its product with no specific name. The transcript has a single exon. The coding region runs from base 1 to 870 and encodes 289 amino acids. Gene Ontology annotation, molecular function: protein binding. The record is from RefSeq and is a predicted model, not a curated record. Lineage: Eukaryota; Viridiplantae; Chlorophyta; Mamiellophyceae; Mamiellales; Mamiellaceae.